Aedes aegypti (yellow fever mosquito) is the source of this 597-nucleotide messenger RNA. RefSeq names its product probable RNA-binding protein 46. The record is from RefSeq and is a predicted model, not a curated record. The coding region runs from base 1 to 597 and encodes 198 amino acids. NCBI's taxonomy places the organism in Eukaryota, Metazoa, Arthropoda, Insecta, Diptera, Culicidae. Gene Ontology annotation, molecular function: mRNA binding. The transcript is spliced from 2 exons. Gene Ontology annotation, cellular component: nucleus.
AUGUCAGUAUUUUGGAACGGCCUCGAGUAUUCCACCGUGCAAGUGAACGGUCAGCGAUUCAUCGGUCCUCCGUCGGGCCUGCCGGAGCCACCUUACGAUUGGGAACUGUUCGUAAAGCACCUGCCGAGGAAUUUGUUUGAGCGGGAGCUGAUUCCGCUGUUUUCGACGGCCGGUCCCCUGUACCAGAUUCGGCUGCUGAUGUGUUUCUCCGGAUUGAAUCGGGGCAUUGCGUAUGUACGGUACACGUGUCAGGAGGACUUUCAACGCGCGCUGUGCAUGUUCCAUAAGCUGCAGCUGGGAACGAGAUUCGUGCUUUACGCCUGCCAGAGUUUGAACAUGCGGAAGUUGGUGAUGCUCAAUAUUGAUUCCGGGGUGAAGAGCGAGGCCAUUCGAGGAUUCGUGGAGACUGUCAGUGGAGGGAUUUGCGUGUACAUCGGUGAGCGAAAGUUUCAUCCCGAGAAAAAGUAUACAAUCGUCCAAUUCAAAUGCCACUACGAAACGGCCCUGGCCAGGAGGAAGCUUAUGAUGAUUCUGCCCUUUUUCGGAGACGAUUGCUACAUUAAGUGGUACAACCGGGAGAAAUACCCUAAGAACUGA